GUUGUCAACAUCACUAGGAAACCAUGUGCACGUCACAUAUAGAAAUGGCAAAUGUACAGAACAUGACUAAGAUGUUUUCUUACCAACUUUCUUCAAAAUAUCUUCUUUUGUGUUCUGCGGAAGAAAGUCGGUGAAAGUAUGAUUCUAACUUUUCAUAACUUAACGUAUUGGUGUAUUCAGGUCACAUUUAAAGGUUUAGUUCACCCAAAAAUGAAAUUCUCAAUUCUUUCAUCAUUCACUUACCAUAUUUUGAAGAACAUUGGUAACCAAACAACACUGGCCCUCAAUGAUUAUCUUUGUAUGGACACAAAACCACUGAUACAUUUCUCAAAAUAUCUUCUUUUGUGUUCCAAGUUUUAAAGACAUGAAGAUGAGUAAAUGAUGACAGAACAUUCAUUUUUGGUGUUGUGAUGCUUUGAAAUGGCUGGUCGUAUUCCUCUGUUUUUGCUGGCCUGUGGCUCCUUCAACCCCAUUACCCAUCAGCACAUGCGGCUGUUUGAGCUGGCCAGGGACCAGAUGCACCAGACGGGUCUGUAUCGUGUGGUGGGUGGCAUUGUGUCUCCUGUCAGCAAUGGUUAUGGUAAACACGGUCUCGUUGCAUCAAAGCACAGACUCGCUAUGGCGAGACUGGCCCUGCAGAGCUCUGACUGGGUUACCGUUGACGACUGGGAGAGCCAGCAGUCUGAUUGGACGGAGACUGUCGUGACCAUGAGGUACCACUACAGACGGAUAACCGCUCAGUACCAGCAGAGAACAGGAGAGCGCAAGGACCCGCCCACAGAGAACUCUGGCAAACCCCUGUUGAAACUGCUAUGUGGAGCAGAUUUCAUGGAGACUUUUAAGGUGUCUGGUCUGUGGAGGGACGAUCACAUCGAGGAAGUGGUGGGCCGCUUUGGACUGGUCUGCGUGAGCCGAGGAACCCUGCAGACAGAUCGGACCGUACACGAGUCUGACGUGCUGUCCAGACACAGACGGAACAUUUUUUUGGUUCGGGAGUGGGUCCAAAAUGAGAUCAGCGCUACGGAGGUCCGACGAGCCCUGCGUCGAGGAUAUAGUGUUAAAUACCUUUUACCAGACUCGGUUAUUGAUUAUAUUAAAGAGAACAAUCUUUACACGCAGGACAGCGAGAUGAAGAACAAAGAGAUUAAACUACGGCCACUUAACAAGCAAACAAUACUACAAGACUGACGUAAAGAGACUUCAGCAUGAUCUCAUAUGUGAUUUAUUUACGUUUAACUUUUAUAUAUUUGAUUGAGAAAGCAGGUUGUUUCAGGAAAAGUGCAUAUUUUGCUGUAAGGAGAGCAUUUCUUUCUUGGGUACCACAGUGUAAUGUUUGCAGAGGGAUUUAAGAAUUUAUCUGGUCAGGAGAUAGAUUUACCAGAUCAUUGCAGAGCUGUAAGUCUAUGUUCUCCAGGUCGGGGAAAUGUUGACUUUUGCUGAAUGUCACAAGGAAGAUAAAUAACCGAGCCUUUACACUUCGAAGAGCAAACAUUGCUUUCUCCUUUUCUAUUUGCACAGAAGGCGUCAUUCAUGUUGUCAGAACUCAAGAUGUUUCAUCAAGCUGUUGAGGGGAAUGAAAAGUUUUUGACAAAAGGAAAUGAAUUUUGGAAUAUUUGUGGUGAUGUCUUUCCGAAUCUAUUUGUCUAUUAUUCAUAGCACAGACUGCGAGUUUUAGGCUCAAAACAACUAAGAGUGAUUUGCAGUGUUGAAAAUCUCCUGCUGAUGCUUUUGUGUGUGGAGUUUGAAGAAUGCCUUCAUCGUCACUCUCUCCAAAUGAAAGCUUGAGGGAUUGGCAGCGUGAGAUUAUUUAACACAAACCGUCCAUCUCUUUUUGAUGUUCACUUAAUUGCACAGAAUGGCCAUGGGUGCCAACACAAGGCUACAAAUAGAAGUAUAACUUUUUAAAAUGUGUGAAUGAAAUCUACGAAUGCUGUUCAACUGCAGAAAGAUGAAGUUCUGUCAACAUUUGUAUGUUAUUUUAUUUGGAGUAUUAUGUGCUGUGAGUAUUCAUAUAUUGAAACAUGCUGAAGAAAAGACAUAAAAAAAACUAAUCCGAUUA
Messenger RNA from Triplophysa rosa, 2059 nucleotides. RefSeq names its product nicotinamide nucleotide adenylyltransferase 3 (gene nmnat3). The record is from RefSeq and is a predicted model, not a curated record. Lineage: Eukaryota; Metazoa; Chordata; Actinopteri; Cypriniformes; Nemacheilidae. Gene Ontology annotation, cellular component: mitochondrion. Bases 421 to 1188 code for a protein of 255 amino acids. Gene Ontology annotation, biological process: NAD+ biosynthetic process. The transcript has 5 exons. Gene Ontology annotation, molecular function: nicotinamide-nucleotide adenylyltransferase activity; nicotinate-nucleotide adenylyltransferase activity.